Molecule: messenger RNA, 2003 nt
Organism: Dioscorea cayenensis subsp. rotundata (Guinea yam)
Lineage: Eukaryota; Viridiplantae; Streptophyta; Magnoliopsida; Dioscoreales; Dioscoreaceae
Product: major facilitator superfamily domain-containing protein 12-like
Exons: 13
Coding region: 264-1640 (458 amino acids)
Biological process (GO): carbohydrate transport
Cellular component (GO): membrane
Molecular function (GO): symporter activity
Source: RefSeq, a predicted model, not a curated record
AAGGGUGCCGCCAUUAGAAGUUAGAACACCUCGCCCGCCACCACACUCCAUUCCAUUCCUUCAACUUUCAAAGAGAUGGAUUGAUUUCCUUGGAUUCCCUUCUCUUCCAUUCAACGUCACUCACCGUGCCUCUCUUCCUUUCUCCUUGUAUGUCAUUCUCUCUCUCUCUCUCUCUCUGUGGAUUUGGCGUUGUUUCUGAUGCUUUGAAGGGGAUUGAGAAAUUUAAGCAGACUUGCAGAGGCAUAUAGAAUAUCUCUGUCACAAUGGUUGACCAAACUGAUGGUGAACCAACAGGUGAAGCACAAAGUGCCGAACAACGUCUAGGAAGAUGGUCUAUAUUUUCAUAUGGUGCAGGUCACAUGCUCAAUGAUAUCACAGCGGCUUGCUGGUUUACGUAUCUUUUAUUGUUUCUGACAGAGAUAGGGUUACAACCAAGGGAUGCAGCUGUUGUGAUGCUUUCUGGUCAAAUAGCUGAUGCACUGGCAACAAUAUUUGCUGGAGAGUUGAUAGACCGGUUUGGAAAUUUUAAGCUGUGGCACUUUGGCGGUAGUAUUUUGGUCAUGUUUUCCUUUUCUUCCGUCUUUGGUGGCUGCCUUCUCUGCAGUAUCACUGGGUCUAAUUCAUUAACUCUGAAGACGAUUGGGUACAGCAUAUCUGCAGCAAUUUUCAACGUUGGCUUUGCUUUCACUCAAGUUUCACACAUGUCGAUGGUGAAUUGCAUCUCAUUGGAUCCAUCCAACAGAGUGGCACUUGCAAGCUGUCGCAAUGCCUUCACAAUGGUAGCUAACCUCAGCCUAUAUGCAAUUGCUCUAGCUGUGUUCACUGUGUACAAUGUGAAAACACCUUCGGGCAUUGAAACUCAGUAUCGUUGGAUUGCAUGCUUGUCGAUUUUGAUGGGAUGUUGCUUUGUGGCUGUGUUUCUUAUUGGAACCAAAGAGCCUGAGUUGAAGCAGAAAAUUCAUGGUAAAACUCAUUCAAGGAUUUCAUGGACCCAUUGGUUUAAGAAGGCUUUAUAUUAUCAGGUCGCUAUUGUAUAUACUCUCACUCGUCUGACCACCAACAUAUCUCAGGCAUUUAUUGCAAUGUAUGUCAUCAAUGAUCUUCAAAUGAUUCAAUCCUCAAAGGCAUUGAUACCGGCUAUUAUCUAUAUUUGCAGCUUCAUGGUAUCGGUCAGUCUGCAGGAAAUGUCAUGGACUGGUUGGCGUCUCAAGUCAUUCUUUACUGCUGGGGCUAUCUUCUGGAUAUUUUCUGGUGCAGCAAUGUUUGUUCUCCCAAGCAUGAUGCACAAUUGGAUGUAUCUUUUCUCAGUAACUAUUGGUAUUGCCAAUGCUCUGAUGAUGGUAACUGGAAUCAGCAUGCAGAGCGUACUAGUGGGACAUGAUUUGAAUGGUUGUGCAUUUGUUUCUGGUUCAUUAAGCUUCUUGGACAAACUGUCAUGCGGAAUUGCUUUGUUUGUUCUUGAAUCAUAUCCAGGUUCAUCAGAUAAAAAGGGCUUAGGUGCUGGAUAUGAUUUAUCAAUCACCAGAUACGGUACAGCGCUCAUUCCGGCAUCUUGUGCGCUUAUAUCUGCAGUAGUGUCAUACACCAUGGAACUUGAAAUGAAGAAUUCAAAGUCAUUGGUUGAGCCCCUGCUUGUUUGAUCAACAAGCAUAGCUGAUUAAAGAACUAACCUUAAAAAUUUAAAGACUGCGUCGCAAUGACGAUUGGUGCAUGCAUUUCAAUUGUUUUGAAAGAUGCAGUUUGACAUUGUCGAUGGCAAAUGGUGCAAAAUUGGAUUCUUCCCAUCUUUUAUACGGAUUCAGAUAAUCAUUUAGUGUACAAGAUCAGGUAACUAUCUCAGUUGCCAUUACAGUUUAAGAUAAACAAAAGACUGACUUAUGUAUGUUUGCAAUUGAAAAUAUAUUAUUGAGCUUGUGUUAUAGCAAUUGUAAAACAAGAAGGAAAUGUUCUGGAGAUUCUUCUGAUUUUUAUUGAUAUGUUAUAUGCAUAUUGCCUACUUGUCU